CUUCUCAGAAAACGUCCUAGAGAAGCCGAUGGCUGAGCAACGUUUUACAGAAGCACCUACGACGUACCAGAUCAAGCUCUUCCUCGAGUGGUUUGCUCAAACACGUACUGGUCUCUUGGAAGAAUCUAUCACCGAUACAACCCUCCUUAACCGCUUCAACAGUCUGAAGCGUGCCAUCAAGAUCCACACGCGUUACCAAUACACUACAGUGCAGAAUCAGGAGAUCAUCAGUUUCGUCACAAAGGACCUUAUCCCGCGAGGUCUCGUAUCAACAUGCGCGCGUCCCAAACCACUUGCUCCUGUCGCAGUAGCCAAAGACAUCAUCAGAUUCCUCUUCGCAAACGACGAAUACAAGCACCUACACCCUCGCAUACGUAACCAGAUGGCUUUUGCUAUACAACUUAUGCUUCUUGUUGGCGUCCGACCAGGAGAAGUCAUUGAGUCAGACGCGUGGUAUCAGACUAACGAAGGGCUGCUUUACAAGGAUAUCGAGCUUGUCCGCUCGUGGAACAACAGCCAUCCUGGGUGGUGUCUUCACGUCAAACUGAGAAACCGAAAGGGGCAUCGAGAGUAUAAGAAACAUGCACCCGUCAUGACGCUGUAUGAGGAGCCGCGCAUGAGAUACAUGUGCCCCGUGACAUGGUUCCUGUCACUCGCCUUCGCAGAUGGGGUGUUCCAGGAUAUGGAGUGCUUUAACGAUCUGGAAGCUGUGCGACCUAUCCCAGGUAAUCUCCUUUAUAGGGCCAAGUAUAAGCGCGAAGUUCUGGAGCGCCCUGUCAUGAGGGGCAUGCGCGCUGAUAAAUCCAUGUCCGAGACUAGGAUAUGGACGUACGAU
Molecule: messenger RNA, 835 nt
Organism: Macroventuria anomochaeta
Lineage: Eukaryota; Fungi; Ascomycota; Dothideomycetes; Pleosporales; Didymellaceae
Exons: 2
Source: RefSeq, a predicted model, not a curated record